AUGUCGGGUGGUGUUGGUAUCAUAUUCAAAGCAACAUACAAAGGGCGUACAGUCGCAGUGAAGAAGAUCAGACAAUUCAAAAAUGUCAAAGACGAUGAGUUCAUAACAGAAGUCGACAUGUUACAAAAAAUACGAAAUCCGUAUAUAGUUGAAUUCAUUGGAGCUGUAGCACAAAAUGGAAAACACAUGAUUGUCAUGGAGUUUAUCAUUUAUAGGAGUCUGGAUCAGAUCAUCAAAAGAUAUAAAAUGAAACGUAGUCACACUGAUGUGCUUCAGUGUGAUGACAUUAUAUUGCCAUUAACAAUUCGUUAUAAAAUCUUAUUAGAUGCCACAAAGGGUGUCAACUAUUUACACUUCAAUGGUAUUUUUCACAGAGACAUCAAGCCCGGAAAUAUUCUUGUUGUUGAGUUGCAAAGUAUUACCGAAGUAAACGCUAAACUUUCAGACUUUGGAAGUGCAAGAAACGUGAAUUUGUUGAUGUCAAAUUUGACAUUCACAAAGGGCGUUGGCACACCUAAGUACAUGGCACCCGAGUUGUUGAAUGGACAGAAAUACUCAAUUGCUGCGGAUGUGUAUUCACUUGGUAUUACUUUCUUUGAGGCAUUUGCAUGGAAAGACGCUUUUGGAGACGUGAAAUAUUUCUUUGAAAUACCCGAGUUGGUCUCCAAUGGGAAGCGACCAGAUGACAAGUGUCUUAGUGAUGAUGAAAAAAGUUUACUUGAAGAAAUGUGGGCACAAAAACGGAAAGAAAGAAUAACAUGUGAAGAGGUUGUUGAUAUCAUACAGAAAAUGUUCGAUAAAACAAAAAAUGAAAUUUUUAAAAUUUAA
Molecule: messenger RNA, 828 nt
Organism: Entamoeba invadens IP1
Lineage: Eukaryota; Evosea; Mastigamoebida; Endamoebidae
Product: interleukin-1 receptor-associated kinase, putative
Exons: 1
Coding region: 1-828 (275 amino acids)
Biological process (GO): protein phosphorylation
Molecular function (GO): protein kinase activity; ATP binding
Source: RefSeq, a predicted model, not a curated record